Molecule: messenger RNA, 7622 nt
Organism: Acanthochromis polyacanthus (spiny chromis)
Lineage: Eukaryota; Metazoa; Chordata; Actinopteri; Pomacentridae
Gene: trip12
Product: thyroid hormone receptor interactor 12
Exons: 42
Coding region: 181-6366 (2061 amino acids)
Biological process (GO): protein polyubiquitination; DNA damage response; regulation of double-strand break repair
Cellular component (GO): nuclear speck
Molecular function (GO): ubiquitin protein ligase activity; zinc ion binding
Source: RefSeq, a predicted model, not a curated record
GUUAGCUACACCUCUCUUCACAACAUUUGCGUUGACAGUUGCCAAGACAGUGGCACUGUAUUUGCGUUGUUAUCUGCCGACUUGACAGUUGUGUAUCUUGGAUUUGAUGACCACAUCAAACAGUAUAGAAGUGAAUGGUAGUGUCUAGAAAGGGUAUGUCCCUUCAGGAGAGAGGUGCCAAUGUCCAACCGGCCUAAUUCCAAUCCAGGGGGGUCACUGCGCCGUUCACAGAGGAACACUGCUGCGGCCCAGCCACAAGACCAUACAGUCGCGGGAAGGUUGCAGUCAGAGCAGGUAAAACAUAAAGCAAAUUCCCCACCUGAAAGUAGAAGACCUAAUUCUAAGGCUCCCAAAGCCACAGCCAGCUCAGCCACUGGCCAGUCCAGAGGGCACAGCUCAAGAAGAAGCGGUCUUACUCUGUCCGUGGCUUCAUUUGUGUUACAAGACGACCCAGAGGCUGCAGGAACAUCUGAACAAGAACGAACAGGCCACCAGUCUAAGAGUGAAGGCACCCGAGGGCUGAAGCGAAGCGCAGCUCCUGACCAAAUCAGUACCUUUGCACCAACCCCUGCCAAGAAACCCAAAUCGCUCCCACCAUCCCGAGACAAUACCUCAGAGACCAAGAAAGGCCCAGCUAAGUCCAAGAAGAGAUCGCUUCCUUCAGAACCACCUGCAUCGUCAGGCCGAGGUCAGAGCAAGAAGAGUGUGGCCGCUGGGGCCUCACCAAUCCAGAAACGGAAGAAAGCGGACUCUCUCCCCGGUCUAAGUAGCACCGUUGGGUCCCUCCCCAAUCGUACCGAGGGCAGAACUCCAAAACCCACCAAGCUGGCGUCUAAAUCGGCCGCCUCAGCCAAAGCUGGGUGUAGCAACGUGACAGACUCCUCCUCCUCUGCCUCCACCUCUUCCUCUUCCUCCACUACAGGCACCAACAGCGCCGCGACGCAGGGCGCACGAGUCAAACAGGGAAAAGAUCAGACUAAGGCACGUCGAUCUCGCUCUGCAUCUAGCCCUUCCCCACGUCGUAGUACACGUGACAAGGAGCAGGCCAAAGCUGCCAGCUCUUCAAAAUUUGAGUGGGCUUCACGCUUCAACCCCAAAGUCAACCUGCCAAAACCCAAAUUGUCCUUGCCCGGAUCCUCCAAAACUGAGACCUCCAAACCUGGGCCUUCAGGAUUACAAGCUAAACUAGCAAGUUUGAGGAAAUCCACUAAGAAGCGUAGCGAGUCUCCUCCAGCAGAGCUCCCCAGCUUUCGGCGGAGCACACGCCAGAAGACCACGGGCUCCUGUGCCAGCACCAGUCGGCGGGGCUCAGGCCUGGGCAAGCGCGGGGCAGCCGACGCUCGCCGACAGGAGAAAAUGGCCGACUCCGACAACAACCAAGAUGGGGCCAACUCAUCAGCUGCUCGCACCGAUGAGGCAUCACAAGGAGCUUCAGCUUCAAGCUCAGUUGCUGGAGCAGUGGGCAUGACCACCUCUGGAGAGAGUGAAUCUGAUGAUUCUGAAAUGGGAAGGCUUCAAGCCUUACUGGAGGCCAGAGGUCUCCCCCCACAUCUCUUUGGACCCCUGGGACCCCGCAUGUCACAACUGUUUCACAGGACCAUAGGCAGUGGAGCCAGUUCUAAGGCUCAGCAGCUCCUGCAGGGCCUUCAGGCUACAGGUGACGAGUCUCAACAGCUCCAAGCUGCAAUUGAGAUGUGCCAGCUGCUGGUGAUGGGCAAUGAGGAAACUCUUGGUGGAUUUCCUGUCAAAAGCGUGGUGCCUGCUUUGAUUACACUGUUACAAAUGGAGCAUAACUUUGAUAUUAUGAAUCACGCCUCACGUGCACUCACUUACAUGAUGGAGGCACUCCCUCGAUCUUCUGCUGUGGUGGUCGAUGCUAUUCCUGUCUUCCUGGAGAAGCUUCAGGUGAUCCAGUUCAUUGACGUAGCAGAGCAGGCCCUGACUGCCUUGGAGAUGCUGUCAAGGCGACACAGCAAAGCCAUUUUGCAGGCUGUAAGUGUUGGUGGGCUUGCCGACUGCCUCCUCUACCUGGAGUUCUUCAGCAUCAAUGCUCAGAGGAAUGCCUUGGCCAUUGCAGCUAACUGCUGCCAGAGCAUCACUCCAGAUGAAUUCCACUUUGUUGCUGAUUCUCUGCCACUGUUGACUCAGAGACUCACACACCAGGAUAAAAAGUCAGUUGAAAGCACGUGUCUCUGUUUUGCCCGACUGGUGGACAACUUUCAACAUGAAGAGAACCUGCUGCAGGAGGUAGCAUCGCGGGACCUGUUAACCAACAUUCAGCAGCUGCUGGUAGUGACCCCUCCUGUACUCAGCUCGGGAAUGUUCAUCAUGGUCGUGCGCAUGUUUUCGCUCAUGUGCUCUAACUGCCCAUGCCUGGCAGUCCAGCUUAUGAAACAGAACAUAGCAGAAACUCUGCGAUUCCUCUUAUGUGGUGCAUCAAAUGGCAGCUGCCAGGAGCAGAUUGAACUGGUACCCCGGAGCCCCCAGGAGCUCUAUGAACUGACUUCCCUCAUAUGUGAGUUGAUGCCCUGCCUGCCUAGAGAGGGCAUCUUUGCAGUUGACGUAAUGCUGAAGAAGGGCAGUGCCCAGACAACAGAGGGGGCGAUUUGGCAGUGGAGGGAUGACCGAGGACUGUGGCAUCCUUACAACCGCAUUGAUAGCCGCAUUAUUGAGACAGCCCACCAGAAUGGGGAAGAUGAGAUCAGUUUGUCCACUCUGGGCCGUGUGUACACAAUUGACUUCAACUCUAUGCAGCAGAUCAAUGAAGACACAGGAACAGCACGCGGUAUCCAGAGGAAGCCGAACCCUCUUGCAAACCCCAACACAGGGAGUCACCAAGAAGUUCGUAGAGAAGAUGCACGAGCCCAGUUGAUGAAGGAAGACCCUGAGCUGGCAAAGUGCUUUAUCAAAACUCUGUUUGGGGUCUUGUAUGAGGUCUACAGCUCAUCAGCUGGCCCUGCUGUCAGACACAAGUGCCUUAGAGCCAUCCUCAGGAUCAUCUACUUUGCUGAUGCAGAGCUGCUGAAGGAUGUGCUGAGGAACCAUGCUGUGUCCAGUCACAUUGCCUCCAUGCUGUCCAGCCAGGACCUGAAGAUUGUAGUGGGUUCUCUGCAGAUGGCUGAGAUCCUUAUGCAGAAGCUGCCGGAUGUCUUCAGUGUCUAUUUCAGAAGAGAAGGUGUAAUGCACCAGGUAAAGAACCUGGCAGAGUCUGAGAGCUUUCUAGUCACUAGUCCCCCGAAGGCUUGCCCAAGUGGUACUGCUAGUCUCUGCACUACCACCAUCAGCACUGCAUCCACCACAUCUGCUAAUAAUGCAACUCCUGACCUGGGUUCACCCAGCUUCCAGCACAGCAUGGACGACUCACUGGACCUCAGCCCGCAGGGGCGGCUAAGUGAUGUCCUAAAGAGGAAAAGACUACCUAAAAGAGGGCCCAGAAGGCCGAAAUACUCUCCCCCAAGAGACGAUGAUAAAGUUGACAAUCAGGCCAAGAGCCCUACUAGUACUCAGUCACCCAAAUCAUCCUUCUUGGCCAGUCUCAAUCCCAAGACCUGGGGGAAGCUGGGUGCUCAGACCAACAAUGCCAACUCAGAGCCCUCACGCACAGCCGGGGUGAGUGGCCUGGCGAGGGCACCUCCCAAGGACUCGAUUUCAAAUAACAGAGACAAAAUCAAGGCCUGGAUUAAGGAACAGGCAAGUAAGUUUGUGGAGCGCUACUUCAACUCUGAAAAUGUGGAUGGCAGCAAUCCUGCAUUGAAUGUACUCCAGAGACUUUGCACAGCCACUGAGCAGCUCAGCCUGCAGGUGGACGGUGGUAUGGAGUGCCUAGUGGAGAUCUCCAGUAUUGUAUCAGAAUCUGAUGUGUCAUCAUUUGAGAUCCAGCACAGUGGGCUGGUGAAGCAGCUCCUGGUCUACUUGACCUCCAACACAGACAGGGAUUUGUUGAGUCGCGAUGUGCGGCUCAAGAGGUUCCUACAUGUGUUCGCUGGCUGCCCGGUUCCAGGAAUGGAGCCUGUAGGUCGUCUGGACCCGACAGAGAAUGCGCCUUACCUGGCACUGGUGCACAAGAUGAACAGCUGCCUGAGCCAAAUGGAGCAGUUCCCUGUCAAAGUGCAUGACUUCCCCAGUGGCAACGGCAAUGGCAGCAGGGGAUCUCAGGCGCUGAAGUUCUUCAACACUCAUCAGCUCAAGUGUCAGCUGCAGAGACACCCAGAUUGCACUAAUGUUAAACAAUGGAAAGGCGGCCCUGUGAAGAUUGACCCCCUUGCCCUGGUGCAAGCCAUUGAGAGAUAUCUUGUUGUCAGAGGAUAUGGGCGAAUCAGGGAAGAGGAUGAAGACAGUGAUGAUGAUGGUUCAGAUGAUGAAAUCGAUGAAUCACUGGCGGCACAGUUCCUGAAUUCUGGUAGUGUGCGUCACCGGCUACAGUUCUACAUUGGUGACCACCUGCUGCCAUACAACAUGACGGUAUACCAGGCUGUAAGGCAGUACAGUCUUCAGGCAGAGGAGGAAAGAGAAUCGACAGACGAUGAGGCAAACCCACUUGGGCGAGCUGGAAUCUGGACCAAAACGCACACAAUAUGGUAUAAGCCUGUGAGAGAGGAUGAGGAUGGUAGCAAAGACGCUGUGGGUGGAAAGAGAGGCAGAGCCCAGACUGCUCCCACCAAAACCUCACCUCGCAACGCCAAGAAACAGGAUGAGCUGUGGCAUGAUGGUGUAUGUCCCAGCGUCAUCAAUCCUUUAGAGACAUACCUCACUUCGGAGCCACCAGAGACCAUAACCUUUGAUGACCCCUCUUUAGAGGUCAACCUGCUGCUGAGGGUCCUGCACUCCAUCAGUAGAUACUGGUUCUACUUGUAUGAUAAUGCUGCAUGUAAGGAAAUUAUUCCAACCAGUGAGUUCAUUAACAGUAAGCUGACAGCCAAAGCCAACCGUCAGCUACAAGACCCGCUGGUCAUCAUGACAGGCAACAUCCCUACUUGGCUCAUCGAGCUUGGAAAGACCUGCCCCUUCUUCUUCCCCUUCGACACCCGGCAGAUGUUGUUUUAUGUCACUGCCUUUGAUCGCGACAGAGCCAUGCAACGCCUGCUGGACACAAAUCCUGAGAUCAACCAGUCAGAUUCUCAGGACAGCAGAGUUGCGCCACGCCUCGACAGGAAAAAGAGGACGAUAAACCGUGACGAGCUCCUGAAACAGGCCGAGUCUGUGAUGCAGGACCUUGGCAGUUCCAGGGCAAUGCUUGAGAUUCAGUAUGAGAAUGAGGUUGGCACAGGUCUUGGCCCAACUCUGGAGUUCUAUGCUCUGGUGUCUCAAGAGCUCCAGCGGGCUGAUCUUGGUCUUUGGAGAGGCGAAGAGGUUACUUUGGCCAAUCCUAAAGGAAACCAAGAGGGGACUAAGUACAUGUUCAGCUCCAGAGGACUGUUUGCUGUUCCCUUCGGCAGGACAACCAAACCAGCACACAUAGCCAAAAUCAAAAUGAAGUUCCGUUUCCUAGGAAAGCUGAUGGCCAAAGCCAUUAUGGACUUCAGACUGCUGGACCUGCCCCUGGGGCUGCCAUUUUACAAGUGGAUGCUCCGGCAUGAGAUGUCUAUAAGCUCCCAUGACCUGGUGAACAUUGAUCCCAGUGUGGCCAAGUCCAUCCAGCACUUGGAGGAUAUUAUCCGCCAGAAGAAGAGGCUGGAACAGGACCGGUCACAGACGAGGGAGACCCUACAGCAGGCCUUGGAGAGCCUGAACAUGAACGGCUGCUCAGUGGAGGACCUCGGGUUGGACUUCACCCUCCCAGGAUUCCCAAACAUUGAGCUGAAAAAAGGUGGCAAAGACGUCCCGGUCACAAUCUACAACCUGGAGGAGUACCUCAGGUUGGUGGUGUACUGGACUCUAAAUGAAGGAGUGUCCAGACAGUUUGAGUCAUUUAGGGAAGGGUUUGAGUCAGUCUUCCCCUUGCAUCACCUGCAGUAUUUCUAUCCAGAAGAGCUUGACCAGUUGCUGUGUGGCAGUAAAUCUGAGACGUGGGAUGUCAAGACGCUGAUGGAGUGCUGUCGACCAGACCACGGAUACACACACGACAGCCGUGCAGUUCGGUUCCUGUUUGAGGUGUUGAGCAGCUUCGAUGCCGAGCAGCAGAGACUCUUUCUGCAGUUUGUCACAGGGAGCCCAAGACUGCCUGUCGGAGGUUUCCGGAGCCUGAAUCCCCCUCUGACGAUUGUGAGGAAGACGUUCGAGUCGACAGAGAACCCGGAUGAUUUCCUCCCCUCAGUCAUGACCUGCGUCAACUACCUGAAGCUGCCUGACUACUCCAGCAUAGAGAUCAUGCGAGAGAAACUGUUGAUCGCGGCCCGUGAGGGCCAGCAGUCUUUCCACCUUUCCUGAUCUCAUCACAUCUCACAUUCAAAUGCCUUCUACAGCGACUGAUGAAAUCAUGACUUCCUUCUUAGUUUUUUUGUAAUCACAUACAUUAAGGCUACGUGUACAGCCUUCUUGUUAGAGAAAGCAGCUUGCAGAAAAAUUAAGACUUUAAAUAUAUAUUUGCUGCCCCUGUCUCUCAAAAAAAAUUAUAAAAAAUAAAAAAAUGGAAAGGUGUUCCAUGACUCAGAACUUAAAAUAUAAAAAAAAGAGAGAGUAAAACUUAUAUCAGUAGUUGAGUAAUGUUAAAAAGAUGAAAACAUCUGGGUGACAUUUUAAAUUGCAUUGCUAUGUGAUAUUUAAAAAAAGGGAUGUCUCCUCUCCAGAGUGGUGGACAACGUCUCUGGGUGUCGGGGAGGAAGGGGAGGGGGGGUCCAUUGAGCAAGCUAGGUUUACUUUAGCUCCAAAGAUCAUUUGUACAGACAAAUUUGCAGACUUUGCUCAUUCUACACAUUUGAUAGAAUAGCUCUUUGUUUUCAUGUCUCCCCUCAGUUUGUUCACAUUUUGUUCUGUAUUAUAUUGGCCCCAGUUUGUGUGUCGCAUUUUGGUUCGGCUUCCCCCCACCCCCCGUGUGUCUUUGCUUCAAGUUGUGGAAACGAGAGUUGCGGUUGGUUGAAUGCGGGUAGUGAUGAGCUCAUAUUAUCUUUUUUUUUUUCCCCUCUACCCAAGUUGAGAUUGUGUUCUGGCCUCCUUAUUAUAGAGAGCAUCAGCUCAAAUGAAGAGUUGUAACCAAUGUGUUGAUCAGGUAAAUUUGUUUUGCUCUUAUUUUGAUAGAGUUAGUGUCUUUCUGUUGAGCCCUACUGGAUGUGUAGGGUUAUCUUGGUAGACCAAGCUCUGAGCAACCCUCGACAAAUGUAGCUGGGCACAAAAUUUGGCUGGUCUCAUUUUGUCGUUUCAUGGCCAGAUAGCAUUUCAAGUUCAUUUAUGGAAUAAAGUAUAUAUGCAGUUUCACACCCUGUUUGAGGUGGGAAUGUCUGCUUUACCUUUUUUUAAUUUUCUAUAUUGUCUUUAUUUCUUGCUGUAGUUGAUUAUUGUUUUUUUUUCUUUGCACUGCUGGCUUGGAACAAACCGUGGUGUGCACCUGCAGUCUGUGGCCAGGGGAGGGCGCCACUGUAUGCUCUCCUGGCCCAAUCGUUCAUGUGCUGGUUUCUAAGAUCUGCAAUAAUUUACUGCAUCAGGUUCAUGUUUUUACCUGAACAUAAAUAAAGUAACUGUUUGACUCA